Messenger RNA from Limulus polyphemus (Atlantic horseshoe crab), 6290 nucleotides. RefSeq names its product neuroblastoma-amplified sequence-like. NCBI's taxonomy places the organism in Eukaryota, Metazoa, Arthropoda, Merostomata, Xiphosura, Limulidae. Gene Ontology annotation, cellular component: Dsl1/NZR complex; endoplasmic reticulum membrane. Gene Ontology annotation, biological process: retrograde vesicle-mediated transport, Golgi to endoplasmic reticulum. Gene Ontology annotation, molecular function: SNARE binding. The transcript is spliced from 48 exons. Bases 49 to 6159 code for a protein of 2036 amino acids. The record is from RefSeq and is a predicted model, not a curated record.
UCUGGAAUCCUUGCACUGUGGCACUUGCCUUCACUUAGAUUAAAAGGAAUGUGGGAAAUAGAAAACCAGCCAGACUAUGAUAAGGUGAACCCUUACUACCUCAUUCCUGGGAAAAAGAAAAAAGCUCAAUCAUUACUCACCAAUCCCUUUAGGUACCAUAUACUGGACAUCAGCUGGUGGUCAGAAAAGGCUGUGAUCUUUGCAAGGUUUUCUGGUGCUAUAACUGUUGCAUCUAUCCACUCUGCUAGAAAUCUUUUGGGAGAAUCACCAGAGUGGUUUGAACCAGCUCCACAGAUAUCUCAGGCCUAUGAUCGAGGGUUCUUUGUGCUGGAGUGUGAGAGUCAAAUUUCAAGUAAAAAAAGGGCACUCACAUCAGAAAGUGAAGUAGAAGAAAGCAGUGAUGAAGAAGAACUUUCUCUUGUUACUCGUUCAGCAAGGACUGUCAAGAAAGCCCUCUAUAUCAUCACUGACAAUGAACGAUUCCAACCACCUAGGAAAAAGCCGAAAUUUGUCACGCGGACUUACAGACUCUUAUGCCUUAAAUCAACCACACCAGAAGAACUUUAUACCAGAAAGAUUGAUGCUGAAGAGUAUGGUGAAGCAUUAGCUUUAGCCAAAACCUAUGGUUUAGACUGUGAUCUUGUUUACCAACGACAAUGGAGAAAACAUCCUGUUUCCAUAGCAACCAUCCAGGACUACUUAAGUAAAAUUACAAAGCGAUCAUGGGUUCUACAUGAAUGCUUAGAAAGAGUACCUGAAAAUAUUGAUGCAACAAAAGAGCUACUGCAAUAUGGUUUGCAGGGUACAAACCUGGAGGCAUUGAUUGCUAUUGGAAAAGGAGAAGAUAAUGGAAGGUUUAUAGUAAGCCAACCAGAUGUAAUAGAUGACACACUAAGAGACCACUAUGAAAGUGAGAAAGAACUAGAUGAUACCAGAAAGGCAAGAGAACAGGAAAGAAGACAAGAAUUAUGGAAGCAAAUAGAUUUUUCUAAUUUGAACUUGGAACAAAAACAACUCUGCCAGUGUCGAAUGAAAUUGUUGAAAUAUUUAGACAGAUUGUCAACUUAUGAGAUUAUACUGGGAGGACCUCACAUUGCCGAUGAACAUUAUGAUGCCAAGUUUUUCAAAGUUUUCCGUUCACAGUCAGGAUUAGAAGCUGCUGUUCAGUUUGCCCGUGAAAGUGAUUGGCGAUCUGUUGCAGCCAUGUUUACUUACCAUGGUAAAGAAACUUUGCAGCAUCAUUUGCCUGUCUUAUCAAAUUUUCCAGAGACCACAUCACCAUUUGAUUAUCGCUCCUUACUACCUGAGAGUGGGUGUAUCUCAAUUCUGGACUUCAUGGUUCCAGCCAGGCAAAUCAAGCAGGAAGCUGCAGCCAAACCAGUAGCAGAAGCAGUACAGAAUCCAUCAUCCAUACCAUCAGGAGGAGCAUCACAUUCCUUGAAGCUCUUACCUCUGGCAAAAGAAGACACUCUUAAGGUUGAGGUUUUAUGUGUUCAAUCUUUCAUUCCUGGAUCCCUGCAAGAUGUUAGACUCCAAAGCAAAGGAACAAUGCACCAGAAAGCUGAAAAAGGCUCUCAGUUACCUUGUGGACCAGGUUCAAUUGAAAGAGGAUUUUCACUUAGUAGACAAAUUGAAGUAGAGAACAUGAAAGAUGGAACCUACAUUGCUCAGAGAUGCAUCUGUGAUCACCUAGGAGUAAUAGGGGUAUUGAAAAGAGAUUUAAUUUCACGUGACUUUGCUGUGGAGUUUUAUGAAGAUCACCCUGAACUUCAGAAGUAUUGUAAAGAAAAACUGACAAAAGACCUGCUUACUCAGUGGUAUGAUGAGCGAGCUAGAGAAAUAGAACAGUACAGUCAGCUAGUUGAUAAUGCUCUUGAGCUUGUUCGACUUGGUCUUGAACGAAAUGUAAAGGGAUUAGAAAAACUUCUGGAUGAUCUGGUAACCAUGGAAACCUUGGUGUACAGCUGUCACAUGAACAAAAAGUUAUCUUUUGAAGAACUGGAAAAGAUGAACAAUAUGGAAAAGCUAAACCUCAUGAUGUCUAUGAGUGAUGAAGAAAACUUUGUCAAGAACGUAAAACAGUGGCUGCUUCCUUUUUUAAGUCGAUGUGAGAAGCAUCAAGCUGGCAGCCAGAAAACACUGCUGAAAGAAUAUUUGAUUGGCUUAGCAGUGAACGACCUGAACCCCUGUGUGAAGAUUUUUCAAAGUGUACGAAAGGAUUCUGAUCCAAUUAUUGGAGACAUUGAUGAACUUAUUACCUUGGCUUUGAAUUGUAUCUACGUUUGUGAAAGGAAUGACCAACUGAACUAUGCCUUUUUGAUUUUGGAUUGUCUACCUCAAAGGGGCUCUGGUGGCCAAAGCAAGAAGCUUGAUAAGCUGCAUGAUAAGGUGGACCAGCUGGAGAAGCAUUUAAGUGUUGCAGAGAUUUUGGAAAAGAAUGGAAAUCCCACGACAUUAGGAUAUAUCUGCACAUACCAAGACAAUCCCGAAAUUGUGAAACAGAUGCUCGUACAGUUAACAAGGAAGGCUAGUCACAGGGUUCCAGCACUAACUGAAUCCCAGUGGAGAGCUUUGUUAUUGGAGAUGUUAGACAUACAGCAGCAUAUUUUCACCUGUAUUACUGCUGAGGAUUGUUAUGAAAUUUUCACAGAGUCCUUGUUGUGUUCAGGCAGUAAAGAGAGCAUAUCCCUAGCUGGACAGAUGUUGGAGUGUAGCCACAGCGUUGUUAGGGGGAAAUCCCCUUUGAUUCUCUCUUCUCAGACAGGUGGUCCAUUCUAUUCCAACAAGGUUCCAUACCACAAAGCUGUAAAACUUGUAUUGGUAGCUGCUCAAGAAUAUUUUAACUCCUCUGCUACCCUCUCGGACCCUUGCAUGGCUCUUGCCAAGGCCAGCCUCCAGCUUCUUCAGGAUGUUCCUCCAAGUAUAGAAGAUGAACUGGACCUUAUCAGUUCAUUGUCACUUUUGGAUGAGUUUUCUGUUAAUAUUUUACCAUUACAAGUUCGACAGUGUCAAAAUAGACUAGAACUGGUGAAGAAAGCUCUUUUAUCUAAACCUGGAGCUUAUAAGCAACCACAGAAGGUAUUAAAGUUGGCACACCUACUACGAGUAUGUGGAAAUAACAAAAAAGAGUGUGAAGGAAAGACCUUGUCUCUUGUAGCUGAAUCUGCUUUUCAAGCUGCAGACUAUGAAGCAUGUUAUGGUGCAUGUCGCAGACUGUUAGAUGGUUGCCAUAGUGAAGGUUGGAAAGUCUGUCAACUCCUAGGACAAUGUCAAGAGUUCAAAAAUUUGUCAGCAAGACUAGCACUGCUGACUUUUGCAAUAAGUUACUGUGCUUCAGAUCUACUUGAAGAUCUGUUGAGAAAUAAAGCUGAAGUUCAGCUUGAGAUGAUAUACUCACAAGUGAAAUCCCAGCUUAAUCAAGACAAGCCUGAAGCUAAGAGUACUGGAAACCUUUACAUUAAGGAUGAAAAUAGAAAUAGUGAAACAAGUUUUACAUUAAAUACGCUUCAACAAACUCAAGAAGCCACCUUGAAAAUUUUACGAUCCACAACAGAAACAACUAAGGCUGUGUUUUCCUCUGUAACAGGUGCUCAAAUUUGGAAAGAUACAGCAAAGGUUCUGCUGCAUGGUCAGAUCGCUGCCAGUGGUGUCAGUGAUUAUUGUAUACCAUCAGGGUCUGUGGGAGAAUUUCUGGAUUUUAAUUCAACUUACACCAGGUAUGCUCACCCUGACUUAAGCCCAUCUUUUAACGUUGCUGUCUCCUUAGUUCGUGCAGCUCUGCUAGAAAGCACUCUGAAAGAGAGUCACAGCUGUGAGGUAUCUUCAGAAGUAUUACUUGAACUUGUUCAGCUGCUGUUACAAGAAGACACAACACUGAGUAUUGCAUUUCUUUUAGGAUUAUCUCAGCCUGAAGAAGCCGAAGAACUUUUCAAAAGACUUCCGAGAACAGCUCUGGUGCUUCAAUUAGCUUGUUAUUAUUUUGCUCUUCAAUUGUAUGCCAAUCUUCAGCCUAUAACAGUUCUACCUGAGGAUUUGUACAUUUACAGUCCAAGCUAUCUUAUAAAACAGGCAGUCCAUGUUUUACAUACUGAUGAAGUAACCAACUUUGAAAAACUUAAAAUUUGUGCCUCCCUUCUAAGGAAAUACAACAAGCUGUUGUCUGAUUUUAUUCAAGCUGAGAUUCUAAAGACAUAUGGUGGUGGGGUAGAUGUGGCAAGAUUCACUCAGGACGAUAUUUAUAAACAUGAAACUAUUUUAGGAUUAGCCAUGACAUUAGAAAAGCCAGUUCUUCAAGUAGCUGUAUCACUUGCUCAUAAGUAUGGCCUUUCUCUAUGGGAUAUAUAUAUGACUCAUUUGGAGUUUCUCUUCAGUGACACCAGCCUAACGACUCUUGAGCUGGAGAAUAGGGUAAAAGAGUUAAGGAUGCAUGAAACACUAACAUCUCAACCAGAAAAAAUGUGUGAACGGUUGCAAGAGUAUGUUUAUCCAAAUAUUGAUGGUACAGAUCACAGUCGCUUGGUUUUUUAUUAUUCUCUGUUAGAAGAGUGUGGUGAUAUUGAAGACUGCCAUAAAAUAACACCAAGUAGCCAUCUAAAGACUCUAAAAAAACUGAAGUCUGCAUGUCCAAGAAUAAACUACAAAGAUCUCUUAGAACCCAUGAGCUCCCAGUUUGAUGUAUUGUACAAAGCUCUAACUGAAGGAAAUGUUCAUGUCUUUGCAAAACUGGCACCAAAAAUUCCUUCUCAGGAUGGAAGAUUCCUUACAUCUAGUAAUAUCCUCAGAAUCUGGAGUACAAAAUACUUCUUUGAAAGUUGUCAACGAAAUAAAACAAAACCUGAAACCUUGUACAUAAUUGGAGUUUUUACCUUUGUAUUGUAUUUCUUAAGUGAAAAAUGGGAAGAAGUUCUUGAGCAACUUCAUCAUAAUUUUGAACACUUUAAACGUCUUGAAGAUGAAAUUGUUGUUGAGAUGAAGACCUCAUCUAAUGCUGCUAUCCAGGGCUAUGCUGAAGAAUUUGAUCUGUCUCGUUCUGUUCCUGAAAAAGUACGAGUAAUGCUUUUGCGUGCAGUAAUGGAGGCCCAACCUCACUCUUUGCUACAGAACCUUCUGGCUCUCUGUCCACCUGAAAUGGCCUGGGAACCAAUGGAUGCUUUCACUGAAUCCAUCACUUUAGUGACAGAACAGCUCAGAAAUCCAGAUAAAACUUUACAUCCAGCUUUAGAGAAAUCUGAUCCUUUGAAUAUUUUGGAUGCAAUACUCAAACAGUUGUCAGAUAAUACUGAAGAGUUAUUAACAGGAGAAUUGGCAUUGGAAGUUUUACGACCAUUUUGUAAUGAUUCCUCAGUUCCUGUCAGUUUAAGAUUAAGAGUGUUGCAGCUCUUGGAAAAAACUGUUGAUCUUCUACCAGAAGACUUGGCACUCCUUUUAUUGUUCAGGACUCAGGUAGUGAUCACUGAUAGCUGGCCAGACUUUCAUGUUCAAGAAGAAAAGAUACUAUCUGAAGAAGGCCGACAAGAGCUUUUUGAUUUCCUCCUUAAUAAAAGUGAAAACAUAAAACAUAUAACAGCACUCUCUGAUGUUUUAAACUGCUGGCCAUCAUUAACACCAAGUGACCCAGCGGGUGAUGUGUGGUCAAGAUUAUUACUCAAACUCCUUUCCCUCCCUGCUGAAUCUGGAGUGUUAGAAGAAACAGUCAAGCUAGUGAAAAAGGCACUAUCAAGAACUUCAUUUACUCCUGAGUGUGGAAAGGUAAUUUAUGAAGAAGUUCAAAACCAUGGUAGCUACAUGCAUAGCCUAAAGGUGGCACUGCUGUUGGGAUCAAAGGAAAUGCAGGAUGAAGCUAUUAGUUUGCUGAAUACAUACACUCAGGUGUCAGAAAAUGAUUAUGAUGAAGAAUUGUUGUCACUUCUUCUACAUCAGCAUUUAGUACCUCACACCCUGGCUACCAAUUUGUAUGGUCCCAUCAUUAAACACUUGCUGGACACUGAGAAUGAAGAAGAACGUCAGUACAAUGUUGAAUGUGUAGUCAGGGAGCUCUAUAACACUGGUCACAGAGCUGAGGCUGGCUCACUGCUCCUGUUAGCCAACAAUAUGCAUCCUGUUCUUUCAACAUUUGGUAGUGCCUUGGGUGUUCUUCAAAGAUUCAUUCACAGAACUUGAUGAUUGUGCAUUCUACCAAUGAGAAUAAGCAUAUUUAGACAACCUAUUUCUCUAUCAAAAGGAGUGAAAAAUAGAAGGUGCAGGUCAGAAUUAUUUUACGUUUUUGAAUAAAUAUUGCUUUGGCAAUUGAA